CCGGGGCCGGGCUUUCCCCAGCACGGCCCCUCCAUCGCUUUCUGCCAACCCACCCAGCACCAGGGCUGCCGACUGGGGCUCCCGCUGUCCUCAUGGUGUCCCUGGAAGGUUUGGUGGCCGCAGCCGUGGUGCUCACCUGCCUCCUGGCCUGGCGCUUUUGGGGAGGGAGACUGGAGGCGCCUGGAGACAGGAGAGAAGAGGAGGAGGAGGGGAUCCCCUUUAUCACCGAGGACGGCUCAGGGUGCUGCCGGCUGCUUUGCAAGCCCUCGGCUCUGGCUCAGCACUUGGUGAGGAGCUUGGGGAGGUCAGCAGCACUGCAGCGGGGCCGCUGGCUGUGGCCACGCUGGCCCCAGCUCCAGAUGCUACGGCAGCUCCUGCAGCUGCCCCAUCCAGAGCCCUCGGUGUCCCGGGAGCUCCUGCAGAUGCCCGACACUGGGCUGGUGGCCCUGGACUGGCUGGUGGGGCCACGGAAGACCAGGAGUUGCAGCAGCGGAGGGGGCCCCAGCUCUGUGUUACUGCUUAUCCCUAACGCUGCUGGAAAGGUGACGGGGGGGCUGCUGCAGCUGGGACUGCGGGCCCUGGAGCAGGGCUUCAUCCCUGUCAUCUUCAACCGACGGGGUCACAAUGGCUGCCCCCUCACCACCCCCAGACUCCAGCCCUUUGGGGACCCUGGGGACCUGCGGGAAGCUGUGACCUACCUGCGCUGCCGACACCCCAGUGCCUCCCUGCUGGCUGUCAGUGAGGGCUCGGGCUCGGGGCUGCUCCUCGCCUACCUGGGGGAGAGCGGCUCCUCCAGCCACCUGGCUGCUGCUGCCUGCAUCUCCCCCAUCUUCCGUGGCCGGGACUGGUUUGAGGCCGGGAUGCCCUGGCUCUACGAGUGGCCUCUGCUCCUGCAUCUCAAGAGGGGACUCAGCAGGUACAUGGGGUCCCUGGCUGAGGUGAUGGAUGUGGAUGUGCUGCUGAGCAGCCGCUCACUGCGGGAGCUGGAAGAAGCCCUGUUCUGCAGGACCAAGAGCCACCCCACCACCUGGGAGACCUACUGGGAGCGCAACGAGCCCCUGCGUGAUGCUGACGAAGCAGCAGUGCCCGUUCUGUGCCUUUGCAGCACCGACGACCCCGUCCGUGGCCCCCCGGUGCCCAGCCUGCCCCUCGAGCUCUUCCGCACCAGCCCCUACUUCUUUCUGCUGCUGACCCCCUGGGGGGGACACUGUGGGUUCCCCCAGCAGGGACCAAGGUGCUGCUGGGGCCAUGAAGCUGUGCUGGAGUACUUCAGGGCCAUGGGCGAGUUCCUGCGGGCAGAGGAGCGGAGGAAGGGGUUGGCUCGGCCCCGCAGAGUGGGGGGUCCCAUCGUUGAACCCCCCCUUUUCACAUGGCAGAGGUCCUACACUCGGUAGCUCCCCCAGACGCCGGGGCAGGGGUUGCUCAGAAAGGCAGGCAGACACUCCGUGUACUAAAAUUACUUUAUUACAGUUGAUUUUUUUUUUUUUAACAUUUCCUUUGCUAUG
Messenger RNA from Calypte anna (Anna's hummingbird), 1505 nucleotides. RefSeq names its product abhydrolase domain containing 15 (gene ABHD15). The record is from RefSeq and is a predicted model, not a curated record. Gene Ontology annotation, molecular function: short-chain carboxylesterase activity; monoacylglycerol lipase activity. The transcript has 2 exons. Bases 93 to 1394 code for a protein of 433 amino acids. NCBI's taxonomy places the organism in Eukaryota, Metazoa, Chordata, Aves, Apodiformes, Trochilidae.